GGAGGAGGAGGAGGAGGAGAAGCCGCGGCUGGACUCCAUUAAUCCGAAGCCUGCGGGAAAACUGUUUGGGAUACUUCACUUUUUCUCCGACUACUUCAGGGAUUUCUCUCCGUUUUUACCGCCGAAACAAGACUCCAUACAUGAUUUAAAGGCGGGGGACUGGUUCUGGAUCGCGUAGUCGGCUGUUUUGGUGUGUUUUUUUCGUCUUUGUGAAGGAUGGCGCUGGACGGGAUCCGGAUGCCCGAUGGCUGUUACGCCGACGGGACCUGGGAGUUGAAGAUGCAUGUCACGGACCUCCACAGGGACGUGUCCCUGAGGGUCACCGGGGAAAUCCACAUCGGUGGAGUCAUGCUGAAACUGGUGGAGAAAUUAGAUGUGAAGAAGGACUGGUCGGACCAUGCCCUGUGGUGGGAGAAGAAGAAGACGUGGCUGUUGAAAACCCACUGGACGCUGGACAAGUACGGCAUCCAGGCCGACGCCCGGCUGCUCUUCACGCCGCAGCACAAGCUGCUGCGCCUCCAGCUGCCCAACAUGAAGCACAUGAAGGUCAAGGUCAACUUCUCGGACCGGGUCUUCAAGGCCGUGUCGGACAUCUGCAAAACCUUCAAUAUUCGCCACCCAGAAGAGUUAUCUCUACUGCGUAAGCCCCGUGAUCCCAAGAAGAAGAAGAAAAAGCUGGAAGAGGCAGAGGAGGAUGAUCUGGAGCUGGAGGGGCCACUGUUAACCCCCGGAUCAGCGUCUGAGAUAAUAUACAUCGGACCUGUCAAAGGGAGCAUCUACUCUAGUCCGGGCCUGUACAGUAAGACCAUGACCCCCACCUACGACUCCCGGGACGGCAGCCCCCUGUCACCCACCACCGCCUGGUUCGGAGACAGCCCCCUGUCGGAGGGCAAUCCCAGCAUCCUCGCUGUCAGCCAGCCCAUCUCCUCUCCAGACAUCCUGGUCAAACUCUACAAGCCCCAGUCUCUGUUGGACAAAGCCAAGAUCAAUCAGGGGUGGCUAGACUCUUCCAGGUCCCUCAUGGAGCAGGAUGUGAAGGAGAACGAGGUCCUGCUGCUGAGGUUCAAAUACCACAGUUUCUUUGACCUCAACCCGAAGUACGAUGCCAUCCGAGUGAACCAGCUCUACGAACAGGCCAAGUGGGCCAUCCUGCUGGAGGAAAUCGAGUGCACAGAGGAGGAAAUGAUGAUGUUUGCUGCCCUGCAGUACCACAUCAACAAGCUGUCCAUCAUGUCGUCAGACAACCACAUGAACAACAGCGAGAAGGAGGUGGACGAGGUGGACGCCGCGCUGUCAGACCUGGAGAUCACUCUGGAGGGAGGCAAGACAUCCAACACUCUGGGUGACAUUACAUCCAUCCCUGAGCUAGCAGACUACGUCAAAGUUUUCAAGCCAAAGAAGCUGACGCUGAAGGGCUACAAGCAGUACUGGUGCACGUUCAAGGACAUCACGAUUUCCUGCUACAAGAGUAAAGAGGAGUCGCACGGGACUCCUGCUCACCAAAUGAAUCUCAGAGGUUGUGAGGUGACACCAGAUGUGAACAUCUCGGGUCAGAAAUUCAACAUCAAGUUGCUAAUCCCCGUGGCCGACGGCAUGAACGAGAUCUGGCUGCGGUGCGACACGGAGAAGCAGUACGCGCACUGGAUGGCCGCCUGCCGCCUGGCCUCCAAAGGGAAGACCAUGGCCGACAGCUCGUACAACCUGGAGGUCCAGAACAUCCUGUCCUUCCUCAAGAUGCAGCACAUGAACCCCGACCCCCAGUUCAUCGAGCCCAUCACCACCGACAUCAACCCGGAGUGCCUGGUGUCCCCGCGCUACCUGAAGAAGUACAAGAACAAGCAGCCAGGCUUUAUCAGGGACUUGAUUUCCGCCCGGAUCCUUGAAGCCCACCAGAACGUGGCCCAGAUGAGUCUGAUCGAGGCCAAGAUGCGCUUCAUCCAGGCGUGGCAGUCUCUGCCCGAGUUCGGGAUCACUCACUUCCUGGCGCGGUUCCAAGGCGUGAAGCGGGAGGAGCUGAUCGGCAUCACGUACAACCGUCUGAUCCGCAUGGACGCCAGCACCGGCGAUGCCAUCAAGACCUGGCGCUUCAGCAACAUGAAGCAGUGGAACGUCAACUGGGAGAUUAAGAUGGUGACCGUGGAGUUCGCCGACGAGCCCAGCCUGUCCUUCGUCUGCGCCGAGGUGGACUGCAAGGUGGUGCACGAGUUCAUCGGAGGCUACAUCUUCCUGUCCACGCGCGCCAAGGACCAGAACGAGUCUCUAGACGAGGAAAUGUUCUAUAAGCUGACCAGCGGCUGGGUCUGAGCGCCAUCAGCCCCGGGGAGGGGAGGGGAGGGGGGGGGGGGGGGCACAGCUUCGGGGUCUAUUUUAUUCUACUAUCUGUUUUUGGUCUUUUUAAUGGUUUGGAGCUGCAUCCAAGAGUCCAGAGCAGCAGCGUCUUUUUUUUUUGCCAUUGCUGACACCGUUUUAACGUUGGUGAAUUUUAUUUGUUUGUUUUUUUUGUUUUUUUCUCGUAUUACUACCGACGAGGUCACUUGUUACGACACUAACCCCGGUGGAAGCAGUCCAGGUGAACUGUGGUGGACGAGCAGGAGCUUUUCGUAGGACGUUCGUCCUCUGUCCUGCCACCCCUUCCCCCCCCUCCCGGACUGACUGACGACCACCGACUUGCGUCCACGGAAACCUUUCUUUUUUUUUUUUUUUUAAAUCCGACUUUAACCCAAAGAAUUGUUCCUUUUUGUCUUUUAUUUCCUUCUAAAACGUCACGUCUGUCAUUGAAGCAUCGCGACUAAAGCAGAUAUCUAAUGUUAUAUCCAUUUAUUUAUCCUGAAAGACCAGCCUCAUCUGUCAGACGUCUUCUCGCCGCUCUCCUGUCCGCUCCACGAAUCUUCUUGACGUCACACGUUAAGCACUUGUGCAGUAUGCGGCCGUGUUUAUGAAUAAGCUGCUGUUAAGUUUCCUUUUUUGCUUCCGAUGUCUCGUGAGCUCGUGUCCGCAGAUGGGGGUGACAUUAAUGUGGGACUGGCUUUGUUUUAAACAGACCGACGGCGCAAACGGUCCACAGCACCCGGGUGAGCGUCACGCGGGUUCCAGAACUUUCCGGCCGAUCCAAACGUCCUUCGAUUCAUCUCAGUCUGUCUGGCUAUCACCGAGAAACGAGCUGCAGAAUGUGGCUGACUUCUGAUCUACAAAAUAGAUGUCUGCACAAGAAUAUUAUCUUUAUCAUCAAGUAAUCAUGUAGCUCUUGGAAGGUUUUAAAAAAAAAAAACAAAAAAAAACCCUGAUGUCUCACCCGGUCGCGCAUUCACACUAACAGGAAAGACACGAUCACUCUUUCUUCUGUUCCUCACACCGUAUAGUAUUAUCAUUUCUAUUAAUACACACCAGCAGAAGGUCACAGAGUUUAAAGAAUGAAUAUGCAAACUUUUUUCUCUUGUUCUGUCCUCAAUAUGAAGGAUCAGCAAAUGAAGUAUUAUUAUUUUUUUUUUUUUGUAACUAAUGUAAAAACACAAACGUUUUAUAGAAUUGUACAGUUGGGGUUUUUUUUUCUGCUUUUCUUUGGGCGGGGGGUUGGAGGUUUUUCUUUUCAGAAAAAAAAAGUGGGUAAGCCAUCAGUCAACGUGUAGUAUUGAGAAAUGUGCCUGCCUAUUGUCGUGGUCUUACUGAGUUUUCAGAUGAAGAUAUAUGUGAAUAUAUAUGAAGAUAACACUAGUCUCAAACUCCAAGAUGUUGGUUGAGUACAUAUAUUUUUUUUUCUAAAAUAGAUCAAUGUUUUUCUUGCCUUUGUGCUCAGUUUUGUCUGCUUUUUUGUCAAUAAUAAUAAUAAUGUCCAUUUGUGGCCUGGAGCUUCAUAUUUUGCUCUUUUUUUUUAACUGACAGUGAUGCAUUAAGUGCUUAAUUCACCCCGUUUUUAAUCACAAAUGAAGCGUGCCAUUUAUUAAUGUCCAUAGGAAGGAGAUCCUGGAGUUUGAGACAAAUCGGCAAAAAA
Messenger RNA from Salarias fasciatus (jewelled blenny), 3988 nucleotides. It is a transcript of the gene fermt2, whose product is annotated as FERM domain containing kindlin 2. Gene Ontology annotation, biological process: integrin-mediated signaling pathway; cell-matrix adhesion. The coding region runs from base 217 to 2304 and encodes 695 amino acids. Gene Ontology annotation, cellular component: focal adhesion. The record is from RefSeq and is a predicted model, not a curated record. Gene Ontology annotation, molecular function: integrin binding. The transcript has 17 exons. NCBI's taxonomy places the organism in Eukaryota, Metazoa, Chordata, Actinopteri, Blenniiformes, Blenniidae.